GCACCAUGAAACCCACUCUACGGAAAGUGACAGACACACACAAACGAACUCCAGCAAGAAACCCUGAAAGCGACGAAUUCACGCAAACGAACUCUAGAAUAAAUACCAAAAGAGGCACUACUGAAAGCAACAAACUCACAGAAGAAAAUCAAAGUUACUCACCGCAAGUUACAAAUUCGCACGGCGAAACGGCACCAAAAUCGACACCGAGAGCGCCAAAAUUGACACCAAGGCGAUAA
Messenger RNA from Dentiscutata erythropus, 239 nucleotides. The record is from the annotation of a GenBank genome assembly. Lineage: Eukaryota; Fungi; Glomeromycota; Glomeromycetes; Diversisporales; Gigasporaceae.